UUUAUUUUUUCCGAAUCGCACGCUUUUUCUCCGUCUCUCGUCGGGUCGUUCGGCUAAAACCAAAAUUAAACAAAAUUGGCAAUUAGAAAAGCGCAGCCACGGCGAAAUCUAGGAGGCAGCAGCAGAACGGCGACCUGUGACGGAAGAAAGCAGUAAGAAAUUCUCCAAAUUUCUAUCGCGGCGCGCGCGUGUUGACACACGCACACACACACACACUCAACAGAGCUGCAUACACACGUGUGUGUGACGCAAAAGGAAAAAGAAGAAGAGGAGUGAGGAGCAAAGGGGAAUUGACAAAUAACAAAGUUUGGUGACCACUGGACUCUGCACUCGCUGUUAUUGUUGCUGUUGUUUCCCUGAUAUUCGCCAGAGGAGGAGUUGCACCGCAUGGACGAGGAAGUCAUUGAAAUCAGCGAUAGUGAACGCGAGGAAAACUCUUCCAACUCGGAAAUGGAUGUGGAAAUCACCGCCGAGCAGCCGGGAGUCGUUGGCGUUGAUGCCAAGGGCGAUGCUGCCAUGGAGGAGAUUGUGCCCAAGGACGCGGCCACCAUCGCCGAAGAGAAAAAGAAGCUGGGCAACGACCAAUACAAGGCACAAAACUAUCAAAAUGCACUCAAGCUCUAUACGGAUGCCAUAUCGUUAUGUCCUGACUCGGCGGCCUACUAUGGCAAUCGGGCUGCCUGCUACAUGAUGCUGCUCAAUUAUAAUAGCGCCUUAACGGACGCCCGCCAUGCCAUCCGUAUCGAUCCUGGCUUCGAGAAGGCCUACAUACGGGUGGCCAAAUGUUGCCUGGCUCUCGGUGACAUUAUCGGUACGGAGCAGGCGGUUAAAACAGUGGCGGAGCUCAAUUCACAGAGCACAGCACUGAGCGGUGAACAGUCGGCGGUACAGAAGCUACGACAACUGGAGGCCACCAUACAGACCAAUUAUGAUUCAAAGGCAUAUCGCAAUGUGGUCUUUUAUCUGGAUAGUGCCUUGAAAAUGGCACCAGCCUGCUUGAGAUAUCGCCUUUUGAAAGCCGAGUGCCUUGCAUUUCUGGGACGCUGCGAUGAGGCCUUAGACAUUGCCGUGGGCGUUAUGAAGCUGGAUACCACCUCAGCGGAUGCCAUUUAUGUGAGAGGAUUGUGCCUGUAUUAUACUGACAACCUGGACAAGGGCAUAUUGCAUUUUGAGCGCGCCUUAACCCUCGAUCCUGAUCAUCACAAGUCUAAGCAAAUGCGCAGCAAGUGCAAACAGCUCAAGGAGAUGAAGGAGAAUGGCAAUAUGCUCUUCAAAUCGGGUCGUUAUCGUGAGGCACAUGUCAUCUACACGGACGCCUUGAAGAUUGAUGAGCACAACAAGGAUAUUAAUUCGAAAUUGUUGUAUAAUCGUGCCCUGGUCAAUACCCGCAUUGGUAACUUGCGCGAAGCGGUAACUGACUGCAAUCGUGUAUUGGAGCUAAAUAGUCAAUAUCUGAAGGCUCUGCUGUUACGUGCCCGCUGCUUUAAUGAUCUGGAGAAGUUCGAGGAGGCGGUGGCCGACUAUGAGACGGCAUUGCAGUUGGAGAAGACGCCAGAGAUUAAGCGCUUGUUGCGCGAUGCCAAGUUUGCGCUGAAGAAAUCGAAACGAAAGGAUUACUAUAAGAUCCUUGGCAUCGGACGUAAUGCCAGCGAUGAUGAGAUUAAGAAGGCGUAUCGUAAGAAGGCACUGGUACAUCAUCCCGAUAGGCAUGCGAAUAGCAGUGCCGAGGAGCGUAAGGAGGAGGAGCUGAAGUUCAAGGAGGUGGGCGAGGCAUAUGCCAUACUGUCUGAUGCCAGGAAGAAGUCGCGCUAUGACAGUGGGCAGGAUAUCGAGGAGCAAGAGCAAGCUGACUUCGAUCCGAAUCAAAUGUUCCGCUCAUUCUUCCAAUUUAAUGGCGGCGCCGGCGGCGGUGGUCGCAAUAAUUCGUUCAACUUUGAGUUCUAAGACAGAUCCUGUGUGUGUUCGUUCGUUCAGAGGAUACAAAAUCCCUUGACCCACAAUAUAUCUGCCUCAUCCGGAAGCCAACGCGACCCAACAACGCUGCGCACAAAAUUUUCAAAUCUUUUUGCUUUGUGUUCUUUUUAUACAAAAACAAAAGGAUUCGCUUUGAUUUUAUACAUCUUGGUUGGCAAACGAAAAAAAAAAAGAAAAUCAAAAGAAGAAAAUUACUAGGCAAAUUUUGUGAAAGAAUGAAAAUCAAAUUGGAAAAUUUUCAGUGCAUUUUCACAUUUUAAAUGUUUCUUUUUAAAUCAUUUCGGUGGCAUUAAAUCAAACCUAAUAAAUUUGAAACUUAUGUGAAAUGAAAACUAUUAAUUUAUGUAUGUGAAAUUUUUGCGUCGUGUGCUUGCGUAUACAUUAUAUAGAGGAGUAACUGAUUAAUUAAUGAUUAAAACAAAUCGUAGCCUUA
Messenger RNA from Drosophila serrata, 2407 nucleotides. RefSeq names its product Tetratricopeptide repeat protein 2 (gene Tpr2). The record is from RefSeq and is a predicted model, not a curated record. Gene Ontology annotation, molecular function: protein binding. Lineage: Eukaryota; Metazoa; Arthropoda; Insecta; Diptera; Drosophilidae.